UACGCUACAUGUACCAAUGCCGCUCGACUAGGUUUUCCCUACUGAGUGUACUAGUACAAAUAUGCCGAUUUAUACUUCUGUUACAGCUAUUAUUGCCCAAGAAAUUCUGCAGACUAUACCCAAUGCUACAAAAACUGUCACUGACUUGAGCAGCGUGCUGAACUUGCGUCAGAAUUGGGUCGUCGGAGACUGCAAAAUCGAACAACUUGACGCUAACCAUGAUGACAGUCCUCCUAUUAAACAGUGCCACGUUCAAGACAAAGCGACUUGGCCAAAUACACAGUGAAACUUAUGCAGUGCAAAAUCCAACAGUUGGUAAAGUCAGCCAAGGUAGCAUCACAAGAGACAUGAAUACUGCAGCAAGUGACAACGGUGCCAAAAUACUCGUUCCAAGUCACACUCCAAUAUGGACAGAGAGCCUUAAUGGUAUAAAGAAUGAUGUACAUUUAAGCCAAGAAGAGCAUCAUUUAGAGGAAGAUAAAAGCAAUGAAUUGGACCCUGGUGAAAAUCCUCAUAAAAUUAUGCCACUGACAAAAAGAGGCAGACCACUCAGGAAGAGGUAUUGUUUACAGAAUGCUGCAAGGAAAGGACAAAACACUACUAGUAAUUCACAGUGUGUAGCCCUGGGAGUAGAAGAUGCCAACAAAUAUGAACAAAUGUGUGACUUCUGUGAUGUUAUUUCAAAGACUUGCAAUGAUUACUGUAACCAUAUUAUGAAUGAACAUAUGCUGGAGAAAUGGGUCUGUUCUCUGUGUGGUCUGGUGGGUAAAGACAAAGCAAGCAUGAAGGAUCACUUGGCAUGUAAGCACUGGAAGCUGAGAUAUUUAUGCCACAAGUGUGGAAAAACAUAUAAGCGGUCAGACUACCUGCAAUUGCAUAGUUGUGGUGGGAAAAAGAAGGUGAAAAGACCCCCAAGUAAUUUUCGAUGUCUUAAGUGUGGAGAGAAAUUUGCCAAGAAAACAGGUUUGGUGGCGCAUUUAAAAGGAUGUGAGAAAAAUCUAAACUCAGGGACUGAGUCAGGGACAGAAUUCGGUGAGAUGACCAUGCUACAAAUGGAAAAUAAUCCUGUAGGUGACACAUUUCAACAAACUUCCACCAUAAGGACUCAACAGGACAAUCCACUGAAUGCUGGUGGCAUUGAUAGAAAAAUGAAAGAGAAGAACGAUGUUGCUAAGAAAAUGAAGUCAUUUAACUGGAGUAACAUAAAACCUCACUGUACAGUAGAGAAAGGGAAAGUAUCCUGCAAAUACUGUGACUUUAAAAGUGAAUACCGUUGCCAUUUCAAGGUUCACAUGAAAAGAAAGCACCUGCAGAAGUCUUUACAGUGUUCUUUAUGUGACAAGAUGUUUGGUAUCAGAGCUGAUAUGAAAAGCCAUCUGGAAAAAGUUCACUACAAAGUCAGGCAUGUUUGUAGGAUAUGUGGAAAAAAAUUUACAACCAAAGUAGGUUUGUAUUUGCACACAAAACGACACACCUCUGAAUCUCAAUCUUUCCGUUGUGAAUUAUGUGAAAGAUUAUUUGCCAGUGCACAGUACCUGGAGGUACACAAACUUAAGGCACACAGUGCCAACCCUCCCUCAUAUGUCUGUGAGCAAUGCGGCAAUGCAUAUGCCAGCAAGUAUUAUUUACUGGAGCAUCAGAGAAUGCAUGAAGGUACCCCUGUAUACUGGUGUCCACAUUGCUGUAAGCCGUAUUACUAUAGGAGGUCUUAUGAACAGCAUUUGGAAACCCACAACGAGCAUAAAAGAUACCAGUGUCAAGUCUGUGGGAUGCAGAUGCACACCCGUGGUGCACUGAAUACACACAUGCGAACACAUACAGGAGAGCGUCCAUAUGCCUGUGAGGAAUGUAAGAAGAGGUUUACACAGAAAAGUGCUCUAACACGCCACAAACGUAUCCACACUGGAGAAAAGCCAUUUCAGUGCCAGUUGUGUACUAGAAAGUUUAAUGAUGCUUCCAUAUUAAGAAGGCAUAUGGCCAUACAUCAAAAGUCAUAAAAAUAGUGGUAUUAACUGUGUACUUAUUUUAAUUAUUGUGCCAAAUACCCAAUUUGUUUUUGUAGAGUGACUUUAUUAUAAUUUAGAUAGCAAUCUUUAAUACUGUGCAAUUUUUGUCUUCACAAUUUUAUUUUUUUCCAAACUUUCUUUGGUGGUUUUGUUCCAGAAACUGA
Molecule: messenger RNA, 2170 nt
Organism: Lingula anatina
Lineage: Eukaryota; Metazoa; Brachiopoda; Lingulata; Lingulida; Lingulidae
Biological process (GO): regulation of transcription by RNA polymerase II
Cellular component (GO): nucleoplasm
Molecular function (GO): DNA-binding transcription repressor activity, RNA polymerase II-specific; RNA polymerase II cis-regulatory region sequence-specific DNA binding
Source: RefSeq, a predicted model, not a curated record